GCAGAGUGAGUUUGGGACAUGUUGUACCCUCUGGUUYUACCUCUGAGCACAACAUGAGUUCCUGUUAGAAACAGCUGAGGAGACAUCACCAGGCUGGAGCUGCUGCUGCAGUCCCCGGGUCCUGACGGAGCCAGCCUUGGUUUUUAGCUCGCUGUCAUUGAGAAUGUGAAUCGUGUGUUACAUCACGUCAGAGGGCUCUUUAAGAGAGCAGCCUCUGUGCAUCUGCUGAUCUGUCAGCCGGCAUCCCGCCGCAGCUCCGCGGAGGAGGACCGCUGGACUCCCGGCGGGACCGGCGGGAGACGCACCCAGCUCUGCUGCACCUGGAGCGGCCCAGGAGACGCGGACCUAACAUGCGCCGAGCUCGCACUGCCCCCGGGUUCCGCAGGUGCACACAGGUAACAAGGAAAGGAACCGAGCCCGCGCUUUGUCAGCGCGUCGCGUCAUACACGGUGGACGAAAUGACUUGUUUCCUAAAACUCUUCGGGGAUGGGCAGCUUCGUCUUCUGGCCCGUUUCUGUUAGUCACGGUCCGGCUGGUUGAUUGUUGAAGAAACGAGAAGCUGCAGUCCAUCAGGAAGGAAGGAAGGAAGGAAGGAAGGAAGGAAGGAAGGAAGGAAGGAAGGAAGGCUCCAGAACUCAGGAUGUCCUCUGGGCAGAAGGAGCUGAGCCUGAGGGGCCUCCCCAUGGAGAGCUGGAUGUCCCACCUGCCAUGUGCUCUGUGGGACACCCCCCUGUACCACCUGGCCAUCCCAGGCAGCCACAACGCAAUAACCUACUGCCUGGAUAUGAAUGACAGAUCUCCUGUUGACCCCAUGCAGCCAGACAUGCUUCAAAAACUGGACAAAUACAUGAAGCCUCUCAUUCGCCCCUUUGUGUACAAGUGGGCAAUAACCCAAGAGUACACCAUAAAGCAGCAGCUGGACUGUGGGGUCAGAUACUGUGACCUAAGAAUCGCACACAGACCCAACGACAGCUCCACCGACCUCUACUUCUACCACGGAGUUUAUACCACGCUUACUGUCGAGACUGUCCUAAAGGACAUAAAGGAAUGGUUGGAUGUCCAUCCCAGAGAGGUGGUGAUUCUGUCCUUCAGCCACUUCCUCGGCCUGAACCAGGAGCUCCACGUCCUGCUGCUCACAACCAUCCGCAACAUCUUCACCUCCAAGCUCUGCCCCAAAACGGAAGUGCUGACACUUCGAAAUCUGUGGGCUUUAGGUUACCAAGUAAUUGUGUCCUAUGAACACAACAUGGCCGGCUCUCACAGCGACCUGUGGCCUCACAUUCCUUACUGGUGGGCCAACAAAUGCAAAGCCGAAGCUCUCAUCGAGGAGUUUGAACAACGGAAACAACGUGGCAGACCAGGAGGUUUCUUUGUGACAGGCAUUAAUCUGACUGAGGACCUGAAGUACAUCUGCACCCACCCCACAGAGUCUCUGAAGGACCUGGUGAUGUCCACGUACCCRGCUCUGCUCGGCUGGGUCAAAGAGCAGACGCCCGGCUCUAGAGUGGGCUCUCUCAACAUCAUAGCAGGGGACUUCAUCACAGAGAGCCACUUUGCGGCCACGGUCGUCGCCCUGAACGAGAAGCUGCUCAAAUGGCCCUCCUGAUUUCUUGCCAAAAAAGCACUUAUUAUCCCACAAAACAAAGUGAAUCACAGCAUGAAAUUCACACGAGCUUGUUUCAUUCAGAGUGAUGGAAAAAUACUUUAGUACUUGAAAUAUUCAUGUGAUCAUAAAUGCACUUAGAGGAGGCAGUGGCCCAUCCAUUUCAGUCCUAAAGGUGCUUGGAAAACAAACUUUUUUUAAGUAUUUUGACUUGCACUGGUUUGUUUACCUUCAGUUUACUAUUUAUGCAAUGUCUUGUGUCAGUUUUCACCAGUCUGCAGGGGCAGGCAGUUUCCCACCACGCUGACCAAAGCAAUAAUACAACCCCUGGCAAAAAGUAUGGAAUCACCAGUCUUGGAUGAGCACUCAUUCAGACAUUUCAUUACAAAAUCA
Austrofundulus limnaeus is the source of this 1996-nucleotide messenger RNA. RefSeq names its product phosphatidylinositol-specific phospholipase C, X domain containing 1, tandem duplicate 1 (gene plcxd1.1). The record is from RefSeq and is a predicted model, not a curated record. Lineage: Eukaryota; Metazoa; Chordata; Actinopteri; Cyprinodontiformes; Rivulidae. The transcript has 7 exons. Bases 641 to 1606 code for a protein of 321 amino acids. Gene Ontology annotation, biological process: lipid metabolic process. Gene Ontology annotation, molecular function: phosphoric diester hydrolase activity.